Planococcus citri (citrus mealybug) is the source of this 1713-nucleotide messenger RNA. RefSeq lists its product as uncharacterized. NCBI's taxonomy places the organism in Eukaryota, Metazoa, Arthropoda, Insecta, Hemiptera, Pseudococcidae. Gene Ontology annotation, molecular function: G protein-coupled peptide receptor activity. Bases 261 to 1328 code for a protein of 355 amino acids. The transcript has 2 exons. Gene Ontology annotation, biological process: G protein-coupled receptor signaling pathway. The record is from RefSeq and is a predicted model, not a curated record. Gene Ontology annotation, cellular component: plasma membrane.
UACACAUGUUCAGCUCUUCUUCCUAAAAAAUUAAUUUCACCACUAUAAUUGUGCAAUGUGUGUUGUAUUCGUGAUUUUUUUUUCAUCAAAAAUUGACUGGAACAAAAUGUUUAAAGAAGUGUUCUAUAAUGAAUGAUAGGUAAUUACUUGAAAAAGUCAUUCGUUUUUGAAAAUUGAUCGCAAUAAUUGUUCCUAAAGUACAAUUCAUUUUCAAAUAGUCAACUUUCUUCAUUGAGUGUUCGGAAAUUUGAAAAAUCAAUAUGUCAUCUGAAGAAUCAUUUUGUGGAGCCACAUUACAGAAUGUUCGAACUUAUUUUUUUAACCUGCAAGGUACAUGUAAUAUCGACAUACCAAUAUGCAUUAUCAGUGUGAUCAUUAACAUGUUCAACAUCCUGGUGUUCACACGGAGGAAUAUGACAUCACCUGUGAACUUAAUCUUCACUCAUUUGGCGUUUGCAAAUUUAUCAGAGCUGUUAGCAAGUGCAUCCUUAACAUGGAUAGACUGCGCAUAUUAUCGAACGAUGAUGACUCUCGAAGGAUGGACUUAUACGCAAGCAUUUUUUGCAUUGCGAAGCAUAGAAUUGGCUAGUAUUUUUAACAACAUAGGAGUAUAUAUUAUACUGAUGCUAGCAAUAUGGAAGUAUAUAGUUGUAUUUCAUCCAUCGAAGGAAUCUCAAUGGUGUAAUAUGAAAACUACACGCAAUUCGCUGGUAGUUGGUUACAUCAUAUGCAUUUUGUUUGAAAUACCGGGGUAUUUGUCACAUUAUAUUGAAAUAGUACAUCCGGAAGAAAAGAUUUACAUAUACAGAGUUGAAACCGUUUCCAUUAUGUACUCCGUAUCACAAAUGGUGUUGUAUGAAUUAUUGCCAUCACUUGUGUUACCAGUAUUAGGUGUUAGAUUGAUUGCCUCACUAUGGUCUGAAAAAAACCACUCAACUCCUUCUUCAAACGUUGAAAAUCGCACAGACAGUGUCAAAAUGAACCAAAAAACCAAUCGAUCGAUAAUCAUAUCGAUGAUAAUUGUGGCACAAUGUUUAAGUUUCGUGAUUCCAGCAGGAUUACUCGACCUAGCACGACAUACAGUUCUUGCAAACGAUUAUUAUUCAAUUCAUCACGAAUGUUUUGCUAGCUUCCAAGUAAUACUCAAUCUCUUAGAAAUCGUUAAUAAAUCAAUUAAGUUUAUUGUGUAUUACGCGAUGGAUCAAGAUUUUAGAGUCACAUUCAAAUCUUUGUUCAACAAAAACCAUGCUUCUGUAUGGAAACUAAAGUACGUUCCUUUGAGCAGUACGAGAGGGAAUGAUGAAAGCUUAGAAAUAGGUCGAUUUUAACAAAGGUAGAUAGAUAAUUUUAGAAAUGCAACUUUCCUGCAGAUCAGAUCAGAUGUGUUCAUUCCUAAUAGGAUCAAAUGAGAGACCUGAUUGGAUCUGACUGGAUUUGAAUAGAUCUGAUCUGGAUUAGACCAGAUCAGAUCUGAUCAGAUGCAAUCAUCUUCUCCUGGGAAGAUUUUUAAAAACGUCAAAAAUAUUUUUCAUUCAAAUGCAAGGGUUUUGGUGCCAGUCGAGUGUAAAAUAGCUUCCCAUAGGUAACCUCGUAGGUAUUGUGUAGAUUAAGCAAGGUUCAUGUUUCAUGUAUGUAUUACCUAUAUAUACGUAUAUGUCAAAAAUUUAUACAUUUAUCAUUGAUAAAAUUCGAAUUAAAAAAUGUACAAAUGAA